UGAAACGUUCUUAAACAGAGGCUGGUUAAAAGCUAGCGGUAGCUCCGAAUUCAGCAGAAAUCAUUGUGUAAAUUAAUAUCGACGUAAUUUCUUAUUUUUUAUUUGCAAUGAAUGUGUUAAUUUUUAUAUUAUUAGUUUUCGUACGUACUCAUUCGGCUCAUAAAGGUGACAGUGAUGACUGGGUACAUUUACCAAAUAAAUGUGAAGUGUGCAAGUUUGUGAGCAUUGAAAUGAAAUCAGCAUUAGAAGAAACGGGCAAAACGAAGGAAGUUAUUGAGACGAACUACCGUUUUCUAGACGAUAAAGGUGCACCCCCAAUCAAAUAUGUAAAAUCUGAUAUCCGUUUUAUAGAGGUAAUUGAGAGCGUAUGUUCAAGAAUUCUGCAGUACAAUCUUCACAAGGAGAGAGACGGAAGCAAUCGCUUUGCAAAGGGCAUGUCAGAGACGUUUACCACCUUGCAUAACCUGGUCCAUAAGGGAGUGAAGGUUGUCAUGGACAUUCCGUACGAGCUGUGGAAUGAGACAAGUGCAGAGGUGGCUGACCUCAAGAAGCAGUGCGAUGUAAUGAUCGAGCAGUAUGAAGAGGUCAUUGAAGACUGGUAUAAAGGCAGCCAGGAGGAGGACCUCACAACAUACCUGUGUGAGAAGCAUGUCCUGAAAGGACAAGAAAAAUCUUGCCUGAAAGAAUCUUGGGUUGGGAGGAAAGGAGACACUGCAGCCAUAGCAGAAGAUAAAAAGAAAAAGAAGAACAAAAAAAAGGCCAAAGAUGGUGAAGAUGGCCAAAAAAAGGAGAAGAAGGUUAAGAAGAAUAAGAAAAAGAGUAAGGUCCUUGAUGAACACGCAGACAAGCUGAAAAAUGGUGACGAACACACGUCAGAUGAGGAGAUUCAGAACAGUGUUCCUCUUCAGCAGGAGAAAACUGAACUAUGACCUGCCUAACACAGUUCCUUUUUUUUUUUUUUUUUUUUUUUGUCCUACCUCUUUCAAUAAAAAUUGUGAUUGGCAAUUGGUCAUAAAUUAUAUUUGAAACUGUGAAAUGCAGGAGAAUGUAUUUUUUCAAUCCAGUUAAGAUACUUUUAUGAAAUGUUACAAAACUAUAUAACGUUUCUGCAUUCUUAAGCAAUUUCUUCAGAUUAUAUUGACUUCAGUUAAAUGGGAAAUCCAUAAGGUGUGAAUGUUUUAUUUUUUACAUUUUUUUCUUUUUUUUGCUGUGACCGAUGAUCAUUUGUAAUUUCAUCUUACUUCAGACCAAUAUGUUACUGUAGUCACUCAAGAAUUGUAUCUCCUUUCUCCACAGACCGAUAUUACAAGUUUAUAAUAUAUCUCAAAUGGUAUUGCUGUGACAGUGUUUCUGUGUUUGAUUUCAAUGCUUUAAAAUGUCAUUUUGCUACAAUAUUAUGGUAUUACGGACACUUGUAUUAUAUAUGCAUUUUUGAAAUUCUGUAAAGCUGUGCUUUGUCUAUCAAAGGCUGCUACUUCUGAACAUGAAAAAUGAUUGUGUGUGUGUGUGUGUGUGUGUGUGUGUGUGUGUGUGUGUGUGUGUGUGUGUGUGUGUGUGUGUGUGUGUGUGUGUGUGUGCGUGUAUGUCUGUCUAAUUGCAAAUGUUGCAUUUUAGGAGGUCAAGUUAUUUUACAGUGUGCAGUCCCUAAGGAUCUUAAGACAGCUUGUGUUUUUUGAUAUGCGAUUAAAGCUGUGGCUACCAAUUGGAUAAUAAAAAGUUAAGGUUAUAUGCUUUAA
Messenger RNA from Electrophorus electricus (electric eel), 1736 nucleotides. It is a transcript of the gene cnpy3, whose product is annotated as canopy FGF signaling regulator 3. NCBI's taxonomy places the organism in Eukaryota, Metazoa, Chordata, Actinopteri, Gymnotiformes, Gymnotidae. The record is from RefSeq and is a predicted model, not a curated record.